Messenger RNA from Miscanthus lutarioriparius, 390 nucleotides. Lineage: Eukaryota; Viridiplantae; Streptophyta; Magnoliopsida; Poales; Poaceae. The record is from the annotation of a GenBank genome assembly.
AUGAGGCGCUGCAGCAGCAAGACCUCCUCGCCCCUUGUCGCCCUCGCUCUCUUCCUCCUCCUCCUGGUCUGCUCCUCCUCCUUCCACCGCGCGGCAGCUGCUCGCCUCCUGCAGCCUGCUGCUCCUCUUCCUCCUCUGAUUGCUCACCAUGAGGAUGGUGCCAAGGCGGCUGCCGCUGCUUCUUCUGCAUCUGACGGCCUAGUGCUUCAGAGUGCUGCCGUGGUCGGUGGCGACGAGCUUUCAGCCUCCUCCGAGAUGAUGGGAGCAGAGUCGGAGGAGGAGGAGGGUGCAGCGGCGUGCGAGGAGGGCAACGACGAGUGCUUCCAGAGGCGGCUGCUUCACGACGCGCACCUCGACUACAUCUACACGCAGCACAAGGGCAAGCCAUGA